Molecule: messenger RNA, 629 nt
Organism: Amblyraja radiata (thorny skate)
Lineage: Eukaryota; Metazoa; Chordata; Chondrichthyes; Rajiformes; Rajidae
Product: zinc finger protein 239-like
Exons: 1
Biological process (GO): regulation of transcription by RNA polymerase II
Molecular function (GO): DNA-binding transcription factor activity; RNA polymerase II cis-regulatory region sequence-specific DNA binding
Source: RefSeq, a predicted model, not a curated record
GUGAGCCCCCCCCAUCUGCUCGGUGUGCAGGCUUAGCUUCGAGCGGCUGAGCGAUGGAGAACCACAUGAUGGGGCACAACAAGGAGAAGCGUUAUGAGUGCGACGUGUGUGGCAAGGCCUGGCAGAAGCCGAGCCAGCUGGAGACCCACCGGUGGGAGCACACAGGAGAACGCCCCUUUGACUGCUCGGAGUGUGGCAAGAGCUUUAUCCACUACAACAACCUGCUGCAGCACAACCUUGUGCGCUCCGGCGAGAGGCCUUUCACCUGCUCCGACUGCGGCAAGAGCUUCAAGACGGCGAAUCACCUGAAGAGGCACCGGCAGGUGCACACGGGCGAGAAGCCCUAUGGCUGCUCCACCUGUGGCAAGAGCUUUGCCCAGUUGUCGGGGCUGUGGGAUCACCGGCGGGUGCACAGUAGUGAGCGGCCCUUCACUUGCUCCGACUGCGGCAAAGGCUUCAAGUCAUCCAAGCACCUGAAGGUGCACAGGCGCCUGCACGCCAGCGAGCGCCGCUACACCUGCAGCGACUGCGGCAAAGGCUUCACCCAGUCCAACAACCUGCUGUCCCACCAGCGCACCCACACCGGCGAGCGUCUCUAUACCUGCGCCAAGUGCGGCAAGGGCUUCACC